AUGACCUAUAACAGUAUAACACACUUCGUAGACAAUGAAUUGAAUCAAAUUGAAAACCUAGGAGAAAUAAAUAUCUUCUUGAAAGGAAAUCCCUUGCAAUGUUCUUGUAAAGCUUUACAAUUUUUAAAGUGGUUCGGUCAAACAAAACGAGUACCGGAUAUUUUGGAUUUGAAAUGUGUAACCGAAAAGGCAUCUCGUACGUUUUUAAUUGAAGUUAUUGCCGAUCUGCGGAAAUUUGAGAUUUCUUGCAAAACUAAAGUCUGGUUGCCGGUUGCUGUCUUUAUAACCUCCAUUAUCAUAGUUGCUAUGAUAUUAAUCUUUAUAUGUUUUCGAUAUAAAUAUGCUCUUGAGUACUUUUUAUUGAGAUGGAAAAUGAAAAUGAAAAAUUACAAAAAAUUGAAGCAGGAGUAUACUUAUGAUACUUUUAUAUCAUACAGUCAUACAGAUGUGGAAUGGGUAAAACAGUUCUAUGACAAGUUGAAUAGUAUGGGGUUUGAAUUAUGUCUGGACGCCAAGACGUUUAUUGCUGGUAACGGUAUAGCGGAAAAUGUUAUAGAUGCAAUCGAUUCCAGUAGAAAGGUUAUAUUUAUUCUAACUCACAAUUUCUUAAAGAGUUCUUGGGGGUCAUAUAAAAUGGAAUUGACACGUAUGCAUGCCUUUCAGAAAGGAAGAGAAGACAUGGUGAUUAUUGUUGUAAUGGAUAAGAUUAUAGUUAGUGAUAUGCCAGAAAUAAUGAAAAGUAUGUGGUUUAAAAUUAUAUGUAUUCAAUGGCCAAACGGUGGCAAUCUACCGUACAAUACAGAGGAAUGUUUUUAUGAGAAGUUGAAAAUUUCCCUAAAAAAGAAAGAACAAAACGAGGAUGAAAUCAGGGCUUUAGUUAUCUAGAAUUUUUUUAAUUGCAUAAUUCAAAAGCAAAACCUCAAGUAAAAAUGAAUAAUAAUGAAACAUGCUGAUGAAAUUGAUGUUAAAGUAUAUAUAGAUAUGUAAUAAAAAUCCUAACAGUUUGCCUGUAGAAAUGUGGAAACAAUUUGAUUUUCAUCUAUGUAUAUAAUGUGUAUUAUUCAAAUUAUUAAAAUGUAUAAUGUUUGUAAAGUAUCAUAUGUUUUAAAAUGGAGUAGAUAUAGUCAAUAUCGUAUCUGAUGAUGAGUUAUACAGAUACAGAUAUGGUG
This is a messenger RNA of Mytilus californianus (California mussel), 1169 nucleotides long. RefSeq names its product toll-like receptor 4. Gene Ontology annotation, biological process: immune response; toll-like receptor signaling pathway; inflammatory response. The transcript has a single exon. The coding region runs from base 1 to 885 and encodes 294 amino acids. NCBI's taxonomy places the organism in Eukaryota, Metazoa, Mollusca, Bivalvia, Mytilida, Mytilidae. Gene Ontology annotation, molecular function: transmembrane signaling receptor activity. The record is from RefSeq and is a predicted model, not a curated record. Gene Ontology annotation, cellular component: membrane.